GCGGUGAAGACAGCAAACAUGGCCGAGCAGACGGAGUCUUUGUUGGGUUGCACGUCGAUUUCAAGUGUUUUCCUUGUGUUUGUUUAGCAUGCAUGAAGUUGUUCUUGAUUUUCAGAAAACUCUCGUGUCAUAUCAGGGGUGUUUGAGGCCCACUUGAGCUUAUCUGGACCACCGACGUCAAGAGCCAGCAGAAAUGAAUGGACCUGACCUAGCGAAGAUGGGCGGGGCUUCUGGAAAUGAGGGAAAGGACUCUGUAGCCAAUGGGCACGCAGAGAAUGAGUCCGACCCCUUUGCAGAGUACAUGUGGAUGGAGAAUGAGGAGGAGUACAAUCGGCAGAUCGAGGAGGAAUUGCUUGAACAAGAGUUUUUGGAGCGCUGUUUUCAGGAAAUGUUGGAUGAGGAGGAUCAGGAUUGGUUUAUUCCUGCAAGGGACCUGCCCUCGGUGGGACAAAUACAACAACAGCUUAAUGGACUUUCUGUCAGUGACAGCAAUGCAGAGGAAAUCUUGCGGAAGAGCAUGUUAAACCCCGAGGCCAAGGAGUUUGUGCCAGGGGUGAAAUACUGAGGAUCAUUCUUCCCAUCUGCAGAUGUCCCCUUGAACCCGCAUACUCGCAGAGACUCGUGUGCCCACAUUUAGAAUGGUCACACAAAUGCACUCUUUACACACUUUUGAGGGGGCGGCAAUACAACUGUGGAUAACAUUUUGGGUGGGAGGGGUGAUUGUCUAUAAGCUUUAUAUUUCUGUUAUGUAUAAACCGAGUAUUAAGUUCAAACACUGCCUCUAGGAGGUGCUGUCACAAAAGCGAAAAUCAUUACAAAGCUGUUUUAUUUUCACUUCCCUUACUGAAAGACCUGUUCCUGUCAGAUUUUCCUGUUUCACAGUGUGUGCCUGAUCAGGUCUUUGCUUUCCUUCCUUUUUUGUUUUUGUGUUUUUUUGUUGUUGAUCUUUUGUAGAGGGAGGUUUUGAUGUAUCUUUGUUCACAUUCCUUCGUUUUAAGGGAUGUGGCUGGGGGCGGGCCUCUUGGUUCGGGUUGGAUGCAGAGGAAAGGAUGUUGGGGAAUUCACAUGAAUUCAAUUUUUGAUUUUGAAUUGAAAUCGUUACAUGCAGGACUGAAUUUCUUUUAAAAAUGGAAGGAUAAAGGCAAAUAAAGAUGUUCAUACCCAAAUAGAACCUCUUUUGUUUGACUCCACUGAAUUGAUUUGGCUUUAUUUUUAUUUUAUACAAUUCUGGUUGACAAAGAUAAUAAAUGUCAUUGACUUUACAACAACACUUAUAUACUAGACCAGUGCUUCCCAAUCCUGGUCCUCGAGGCCCCCCUGCCAGAAAGUUUUAGAAGUCUCCUUAUUUAAAAAACCUGAUUCAACCAAUCAGCCUCCUUAAAAAUGGUGAACUCAUCUCCCUAACAAGCUGAUGAGUUAAAUCAGGUGUGUUAAAUAAGGAGACAUUUAAAACUUUCUGGAAGAGGGUCCUAGAGGACCAGGAUUGGGAAGCACUGCUAUAGACUACGGACAGGAAUAUUUUGAGCUUUUGACAAACAACACUGGCAUUUGUUUUCACUGUCCAAGUGCUAUGAUAGAUCACUGCAUACUUUGAUCACCUGAUGUACUUUUUCCUGAUGCUUUAACAUUGCACAAAAGACAUGUAUGGGGAGAGCAGAGGUGAAAGUAACGCGGGGCAAAAGUAACAACGAUUUUCUCCAAGCCCUGUUAGGGUCCGGAAAACUAUUUUCGAGCACGGAAAGUAAAUUACUUAAGCAGUACUGCUUCUAGAUCAAUCUACAGGUUAUUGAGUGCUGUACCACAUCCUAAAGUUUGCCUUGUCAUUUAAAUUAUCAGUAUAAAAGUAAAGCCCCAAUCAAAUUGCAAGCGACUAGCAGUAGUAGAGCGACCUGAUCUCAUUUAUUUCAAUGGAAGCUUGGCGACUUUUGGCGACCGUGACCAUUGGUGACAAGAAGUGAGCAUUUCCAUUGGCGUGACAAAGUUGAGAAAAGUUUAACUUUAUGCAAAUUAUGAGCGACUACCUACCUCAUACUCACUAACCAUAAAGGGAUAGUUUGCCAAAAAAUGAAAAUUGUGUCAUUAUUUACUUUAUUUUUUAGAAAUCUUUAUAAUCAAAUUAUAUUCUUUUUCCUACUUUGAAAGUAAAUGGGGUCCAAAAAAUAUCUUCCCUUGUGUUCAUCAGAACAAAGAAAUUUGUGCGGGUUUGUAACAACAUGAGAGUGUGUAAAUGAUGACAAAAUGUUCAUUUUUGGGUGAACUAUCCCCUGACCUCACUGAAAGAGACAUGCGACACACAGCAAGAAAGUCGCUGGCGUUCUGAACGGAGAGUAAAUCGUCUUUAAAUGUCACAAUUUCUGGUCGUAAUGAGAGUAAAACUUUCUACUGUUUAAGUGGCAAACUUCUGUGUGUUGCAGCAUUUAUUAAAAUAUAUAUUUUCCACCUCCACCUGUAAAUUUGCAGUUUCCAUCCUGAUGUUUUUAUGCAUAUUUUGAAAUUACACAAACAGCCGGAUGGAAACACGAAUAUAGGCUUAUGUAACAUUAUUAUGUUGAGAAUUUAUAUAAUGCUAAUUUAAUUUUCAUGUUUUCAUCAUACUGUUUAAAAAUGUUUUAAGAAAUGGAUUGACAUUGCUAUUAAAAAAAUAUUUUAAACAAUU
Molecule: messenger RNA, 2656 nt
Organism: Paramisgurnus dabryanus
Lineage: Eukaryota; Metazoa; Chordata; Actinopteri; Cypriniformes; Cobitidae
Product: polyadenylate-binding protein-interacting protein 2B-like
Biological process (GO): negative regulation of translational initiation
Cellular component (GO): cytoplasm
Molecular function (GO): mRNA regulatory element binding translation repressor activity
Source: RefSeq, a predicted model, not a curated record